Molecule: messenger RNA, 1300 nt
Organism: Argentina anserina (silverweed cinquefoil)
Lineage: Eukaryota; Viridiplantae; Streptophyta; Magnoliopsida; Rosales; Rosaceae
Product: probable aquaporin TIP3-2
Exons: 3
Coding region: 133-915 (260 amino acids)
Biological process (GO): water transport; transmembrane transport
Cellular component (GO): membrane
Molecular function (GO): water channel activity
Source: RefSeq, a predicted model, not a curated record
AGCUACCCUGCCGGCAAAUCAUAUAACCCGUUACCUCUAUCAUCAACGCAUCAUCAUCCCUAUACAUAUAUAUAGGCUCCAUACGUGAUUAGAAAGAGCUAUAGCACUAGCUAGCCUCAAGCAGUUGCAACCAUGUGGCAGCCUCAUCGUAGAUAUGCGUUUGGGAGGGCCGACGAGGCCGCCCACCCUGAUUCCAUCAGAGCUACUCUAGCCGAAUUCAUUGCCACUCUCAUCUUUGUCUUUGCUGGGGAAGGCUCUAUCCUCGCUCUGGGGAAAAUUUACAAGGACGGGGACACACCCGUGGCAGAGUUGAUAGCCAUAGCUAUUGCACAUGCGUUUGCUCUCUUUGCGGCCAUCUCAGCCAGCAUUAAUAUCUCUGGUGGCCAUGUCAACCCUGCAGUAACCUUUGGGGCUCUUCUUGGUGGAAGGAUUUCGGUUGUUCGCGCCUUCUAUUACUGGGUGGCUCAGCUCCUUGGGGCUAUUGUGGCUUCCCUUCUUCUAAGGCUUGUCACAAAUAACAUGAGAACCGUGGGUUUCAACGUCGCCCCUGGUGUUGGCGAGGUGCAUGGACUAAUACUAGAGAUCGUGAUGACAUUUGGUUUAGUCUACACCGUAUAUGCUACAGCCAUUGAUCCUAAGAAGGGAAGCUUGGGAACCAUCGCUCCUCUGGCCAUUGGAUUCAUUGUUGGCGCAAAUAUCCUGGUGGGUGGGCCAUUUGACGGGGCAUCCAUGAACCCGGCAAGGGCAUUCGGACCAGCACUGGUUGGGUGGAGAUGGAAAAACCACUGGAUCUACUGGCUUGGACCAUUUAUAGGAGGUGGAUUGGCAGGUCUCAUAUAUGAAUACAUGAUCAUACCGACCGAGGCCCCCCACGCCCACCACACUCACCAGCCCUUGGCUCCUGAAGACUACUAGUUCCUUUGUGGUGUAAUAAUGUCGAUAUAUGCAUUGGAGAAUGGCCUCUGCUAGCUACCUCUUUGUGCCAUUUAAAGUUUGGAAGUGUUCCUGUUGGUUAUGUAAUUUUCUUGGUGCUCUUUUUGUUGGGUUGGGUUUGGGAACUUUGUUGUGUUCAAUUGUGUAGAAGUUGUGUGCAUUACAUUCACAUAUGUGAUUGUAAAGCUAAUAAAUUGCCAAACAGUUAUUUCUUAUGGUUAUCAUUAAAAGCUUCUCGCUUAUUAUGACGCUCUAGCAACAAAGAAUAAUCGGAUUCACCAAGGCACCAACAUCCAUUACACUAAGAAAACAACGAAUAAUUUUCACAGCAGCGAGCUUUAUUCAAGGCAGGGGGCUUACCUGACCU